Molecule: messenger RNA, 1368 nt
Organism: Closterium sp. Yama58-4
Lineage: Eukaryota; Viridiplantae; Streptophyta; Zygnematophyceae; Desmidiales; Closteriaceae
Source: the annotation of a GenBank genome assembly
AUGGCGAGGAAUAAAUCACCUGGCAGUGACGGUUUGCCGAAGGAGUUGUUUGAGGCACACUGGGACCUGCUGGGAGAAAGUUUCAUGGUAAUGGCGAAGAGCUUCGAGAGCAGCGCUUCUCUGCCGGCCGAAUUGAAGGAAGUGGUGACGAUUUUGCUGCACAAAAAGGGAGACAAGGAGCAGCUUAACAACUACCGUCCAAUCACUCUGCUGAACUUCACCUAUAAAGUACUGGCUCGGGUGGUGGCGGAUCGUAUGAAAUCGGUGCUUCACAUGGUUAUCUCACCGGAGCAAUAUGGUUUCAUCCCUGGCCGUCGUCUGUCGGAUGCGGUUGCGCUGGUGGCAGACAUUAUCGAAGGCGCAAAAAACAGAAAGGAGGACUGGUACUUGCUUCUGGUGGAUUUCCAGAAAGCUUUUGACUCGGUCUCGAGGGAGUUUCUCUUCAGCGUGCUGGAGAAGAUGGGUUUCCCAGAGCGGCUUGUCGGUUGGAUAAAGGGCCUGCACAAGGGAACGACGACAAAGCUUCUUAUCAACGGCUGGCUCGGGGAUGGUGUUGACGUGGUCUCUGGGGUCCGGCAGGGUUCCCCCUUGGCGCCAUACCUGUUUCUGUGUGCGGUGGAGUCGUUGGCUCAGGAAGUGGAGAGGCGGGGGCUCGGUCUUGAGAAGGAAUGGCACCGGCUCGGGUAUCUCGGAUACACGGACGAUACGACUCUCGUCCUGCAAGGAAGGGAGCAGAUUGGUCAGGCGGAGGAAUUACUGGAUCGUUUUGAAAAGGCAUCAGAUUUGGCGGCGAACAAGUCGAAAUCAGUGGUCUUACCUCUGGGCGAUAAUAUUGGAGCGACAGAUGGUGGAGCCGGUGGCUUCAAACGGGCCGGUGUGGAUGAAGCAGAGCGGUUACUGGGGGUGUGGGUGACGCCGUCCGGUAACGGCCUGCCAACCUGGGAGAAGACGUGGAGUCGUGUAUCGGAGAAGCUGACCAAGUGGCAGCUAAAAUACCUGACAAUCACAGCAAGGGCGACAGUGGUUAAUUACUAUAUCAUGCCGAUCCUGGCGUUUCAAGCACAAAUUUACCCGCCGCCGGCAGCCAUCUGGCUGGAAAUCAUGCGACUACUGCACAGCUUCACAUUUGGAAACAGGGUUGCAACUGCAAAAGGUUUUAUCCUCUGGAGGAGGGAGCUGCUUUACACUCCGAGGUUGGAUGGCGGGAUCGGGGUUAGAGACCCGGAAAUAUUUAUCACAUGUUUGGCAUCAAGGAGAGUCGGCCUGUUCAUCACGGAACAGAACCCGCUUAAAAAGGACCUCAUGGAGCGUGCGGCGCAGCUUCCGCUGGGAGAGGACUCCUUCACCGCGCAUGAAAAAACUGUCUGA